CCCUGAACCUUUCCAGCACCUGCCAUGAACGAACCCCUCCUCCCGCCAGGCGAGCCCCCUCCCCCCGGCACCUGGCAUGAGUUCUGCGAGCGGCACGCGGUCUCCACCGCCCGGGAGUUGGCUUGCAAGUACCUCCUCUUCAUCCGCGAGAACCCCCAGCACGAGGUCCUGGCGGCGGAGAACUUUUCCCUCCACUUUGCCGACCUCUUCCAGCAGUACUUCCGCCAUGAGGUGAAGGAGACGUCCGCCAUGAGCCACUUCCGCGUCCUGCCCUUCAGCAGGCUGCGGGACUAUCGGGAGACGGGCUGCAAGCACGCCGACGGCUCCCCGGGGACGGCCAAGGCUGAGGUGGAGUUGGCUGACCAGGCAGACAGGAUGACCGAGGCCUGCCCCGCCGGCCUGCCGAAACUUGAGGAACUUUCGGGGACAUCGUUGACUGUGAGGAGACACUUUUCCCUUGACCGGCUGAGAAGGAGCUUGAGGAACUUUUUCCGUCGGAGGCCCUCAGAGCCCGGCCCCAUCGAAGGAGAGACGCUGGACGCCAUUUUGAAGCCGGGCCUGGCCUGGAAGAUACUCCCGUGGGCCCUCUCGCGAGAUCAGGCCCUCGAAGUGCGGAAAGAAGGUCACUUGAAGUACUGGCUGGUGACUGAGGCCACCGUGGACGGCGGGAUGCCCUGGCAGAAGUGCCGGCUGGUUCUGCGGAAAGCGGGCAACGGUGAGGAACUCUUGGAGCUGUUUGAUCCCCCCAAGUGUUCUAAGCCAAAGCUGCAGACUCCCUGCUCAGCCAUCCAGGAAAUCCGACGGUGCACCCGCCUGGAGAUGCCUGAUAACCUCCACACCUUUGUGCUCAAGGUGAACGCCUCCACAGACGUCAUAUUUGAGGCUGGAGACGAGCAGCAGCUUCAUUCCUGGAUGUCUGAAAUCAAAGAAUGCUUCCGUCGGGGGUCAGAUCUUGAGCUGAACUCCGAGUCUCCCUCAGAAACAGUGACCGCCAGCCCCACAAGCAGCAGCACCGACUCUCUUAGCCAAGGUGCGACGCAGCCUGGCCCAUCCGAUCCACCGUGCCAGAAGACUGACCGGUACCUGUCGUCCUACCCCUGGUUCCACGGGCCCAUUUCUCGAGUCAAAGCUGCCCAACUGGUCCAGCUGCAGGGACUUGAAGGCCACGGGGUCUUCCUCAUCCGACAGAGUGAAACCCGCCGGGGAGAAUACGUCCUCACCUUCAACUUCCAAGGGAGAGCAAAGCACCUGCGGCUCUCGCUGACGGAGCGGGGCCAGUGUCGGGUCCAGCACCUCCACUUCCCCUCCAUUAUGGACAUGUUGCUCCAUUUCCAACGGUAUCCCAUCCCUCUGGAAUGCGGCGCCCCCUGCGACGUGCGGCUGUCGAGCUACAUGGUGGUUGUCCCCCACGCACAAGCUGGCUCCGGCAACCUGGCCCCGCAUUCCCCCUCCGUCCACUGCUGCGGGGCAGAGUUCAGUCUCGUCCAACUGACUCCGGCCAGCUGCCCGCAGUUCCGCCACCCAGCCGCCGACCUCACCCGCAGCUCCUCCGAGGAGCAGAUCUUCCACCUGGUACCCCCUCCAGAGGAGCUGGCCAGAGGCUUGUGGCCCAGAGGUAGCCUGUCGGGGCCACCCAGCGCACCGGCCGCGCACCGCCCGUGGGACAGCGAUUACGAGAUGGACUCGCAACAAGGCAGGGGCCACUUGCGGGCAGUCAACAACCAGUACACGCCUCUUUGACCCAGUGGGACAUGCAAGCCCCCCUCCCCGCUCUGC
Molecule: messenger RNA, 1776 nt
Organism: Heteronotia binoei (common prickly gecko)
Lineage: Eukaryota; Metazoa; Chordata; Lepidosauria; Squamata; Gekkonidae
Gene: SH2B3
Product: SH2B adaptor protein 3
Exons: 8
Coding region: 25-1740 (571 amino acids)
Biological process (GO): intracellular signal transduction
Cellular component (GO): plasma membrane
Molecular function (GO): transmembrane receptor protein tyrosine kinase adaptor activity
Source: RefSeq, a predicted model, not a curated record